Cantharellus anzutake is the source of this 858-nucleotide messenger RNA. RefSeq names its product tyrosine phosphatase-like protein. Gene Ontology annotation, biological process: very long-chain fatty acid biosynthetic process; fatty acid elongation; sphingolipid biosynthetic process. The transcript is spliced from 5 exons. Gene Ontology annotation, cellular component: endoplasmic reticulum membrane. Gene Ontology annotation, molecular function: 3-hydroxyacyl-CoA dehydratase activity. Bases 1 to 858 code for a protein of 285 amino acids. The record is from RefSeq and is a predicted model, not a curated record. NCBI's taxonomy places the organism in Eukaryota, Fungi, Basidiomycota, Agaricomycetes, Cantharellales, Hydnaceae.
AUGUCAACUAGUGAGAAUGUGAGAUCAACGGCAUAUCGCCGUCAAGGCCCAACCAAACGCGGUCAAUCGGGCAUCACAGUCAAGAAAGUGUACCUCUUCAUUUACAAUCUCCUGUCCACACUUGCGUGGUCCUACUUACUCUAUGUUACGAUCCUCCACCUUGCUGGCGUCAUCCCUCCCCUAUCACCAUUCCAAUCCACUGCCUCGGCCAAAGCAUCGCUGCUUGUCAAGACCCUAAUCAAUCAGCUCCCUCUGACGCUUAGGAAUGCCUCGCCUCUAACUCAGGCUAAAGCGAGAGUGUGGGAAAACAUUCCCUCUGAGGUUGUUAAGCCUUAUUUCGAGAGGGCCACCACCCUAUAUGCUCGCAUUGGACCAGAAGUCGCGCUUAUUCAGACAACGGCCAUCCUGGAGGUUGUGCAUUCGCUCCUUGGGCUUGUGAGGAGCCCCUUUACUACGACACUCGCACAAGUGGCUAGUCGCCUUUGGACUGUGUGGGGCAUUGUUGAGAGGUUUCCUCAGACCCACUCGAACCCUCUUUAUGCAUUGAUGGUGAUUGCCUGGUGCAAGGCUGAGAUCAUUCGCUAUACUUUCUAUGCAUUGAGCAUAUUGGGCUAUGAACCUUAUUCCAUCAAAUGGCUAAGGUAUUCCGCGUACUACGUCAACUACCCUAUUGGAGCGUCCUCGGAAGCUUUUCUCGCCUUCUCGACACUCCCACCUCUAACAACCAUCUCGUGGACCCUUGAUGAAUAUUUCCGCCUCAUAUUGUUCCUUCUUUGGUGGCCGGCUCUACAUGGUUUGAUGUCAUAUAUGUCGAGUCAACGGCGGAAGGUCCUCUUCGGCAAGACAAAGACGGCCUAG